GUACCGAUCAUUGUAAAGUUUUAGACUUGGAAAGUAAACUAUUGACAAUUAAGGAACAAAAUAGGAGCUUUGAGGAUUGUAUUAAAUCAUUGCAAUCUAACUUAAAUGACAAAACUACCAGUCAUAAUGAAACUUUGAUGCAUGUAUCAAAAUUAAAGAAAGAAAAUGAAGAUAUGAAAUCUCAUUAUGAUCAGAUAAUUAGGAAGUUAACCAGAGACAAAGAAGAAGCAGCAACCUUAUAUUCUGAACUUAAGGAACAAUUAAAAUUAAUGUCACUUGAAUCAAGAAAGUGGCAGCAACAAGCUGCCUCUUUUGAAAAGGCAAUGCGUGACUCAACAGUAGAUAUGAAACAUGGCUUAAGGGGUCAGGCAGAGAAUGAAUUGAUUGCCAAUUUGAAGAGAGAACUGGCUUUAACACAAGGAAAACUUGUAUCACUAGAAAAAGAGUUCUCUAUGUUCAAGAAGCACAGCAAAGAUCAGCUUGAACAUGAAAGGCAGCUAAACUCUAAAUUGCGACACCUUGCAUUGUAAUAACAUGAUGUACAAAUAAUAAUUAUUUAUUUUAAAAGAUUAAUUAGAAAUAUUUAAU
This is a messenger RNA of Amphimedon queenslandica, 588 nucleotides long. RefSeq names its product coiled-coil domain-containing protein 89-like. Bases 138 to 530 code for a protein of 130 amino acids. The record is from RefSeq and is a predicted model, not a curated record. Lineage: Eukaryota; Metazoa; Porifera; Demospongiae; Haplosclerida; Niphatidae. The transcript is spliced from 4 exons.